AUGGCCAAAGUCAAUCUUCGUUCAUGGCUGGAGAUAUCGCAAGCAACCGACGGCUUGCAACUGAAUCCCGCAGUCGUGGAGUACAUUCUUGCUAAGCUCUCCCAAUUUGAGACCCGACUGGAUGGGCUUAAGCACAGGGCAUCAACCACGCACCCUUCGCUCCAGCCCGAACCUGAUCCACCUGACACGGCCACGCUGUACACCGCCGCUCAACUACCCUACCAAUCACCAUUGUCUCCGCACCAUCCGGCGACCACGUUUCAGCAGUCGCACGCUGCACAGCUGGCCCAACAAUAUUUGCAGCCGCAACAACCAUACCAACCGCCUGCUCCUCCACUCGACGCUUUGCAAUGGCAGCAACCGCAGCAACCGGAGAUGCAAGAUUGGCGGUGGCAACAACAUCAGCCCCACACGCGACGUCAAACAAGCUGGGACCCUCCCAGCUACCGCCAACAAUCGGGGCUCAUGCCGUACGACCAAUAUCCGCUGUUAUAUCACCAUCGGUGGCCGUACCCAUAA
Salvia hispanica is the source of this 519-nucleotide messenger RNA. NCBI's taxonomy places the organism in Eukaryota, Viridiplantae, Streptophyta, Magnoliopsida, Lamiales, Lamiaceae. The record is from RefSeq and is a predicted model, not a curated record.